Molecule: messenger RNA, 4171 nt
Organism: Paralichthys olivaceus (Japanese flounder)
Lineage: Eukaryota; Metazoa; Chordata; Actinopteri; Pleuronectiformes; Paralichthyidae
Source: RefSeq, a predicted model, not a curated record
AUGAAUGCUGCCCCUGUGUCACUCUUGGACUCUGAUGAAUACUCAUGCCAGUAUUUAGACUCAGAGUUUGAAGAUUCUGACAUUGAGUUGGAUAUUGAGAGCCUUCAGUCGACAGCAGCAUCCCCAACACUGACGCACACCCAUCAACCAGGCAGUCUGCGGUACAGCCACACUGGGGAAGUGCUGGAGUCUCCAGGGUGCCCUCCUUCUGACAAUCACAAAGAGCUCAGCCAAGAUAAGGGGAUCCCCCUCUAUUUCCAAAACACCAUGGAAACGCUGAGAGACAGGCAAGCCUACCAGGACGCAGGGAAAGGAGGCAGCAGAGGAGGUUUGUCUCUGCCGAGUCUGAAUAACAACAGCAGACGCUGGAGCCAGGUAGAUCCUGCUCCCUCAUGUGGUUUGCUGAGUACCAGGACCUCCUGCGUCCCAGUACCCCCUACACCCAGGCAGAGGACAAGGAGUGUGGUUGCUGCAUGCCCAUCCUCCCCCGGCCUGCUGUCUGUGGCUGAGUCCAGCCAGCUCAGCCAGUCAGCCCCAUGCAUCAUGGAACCACUACUGUGUUUGAACACUAUGAUGCAGGCCAGGGCACAUAUCCAGACACGACUUGGUUCUCAAGAUACUGUUCAUGAGCAAAAGGGUCCCUUUCCAGCUCUGAACCCUCGAACACCUAAGCUGUUGGCACCGCUGAACAGCAGACCCAGGGAAGGUGCAGCUCUGCCAGUACUGAAGCACCGUGUUCCCCUGAAGCCCAUCAGCCGGAGCCCCCUUUGCUCCAGGGCCUGGCUGAGGAGAGAGAGGCUGUUCCGGGGCAGCCCACGCGCUGGCACUCUGACUACUGCUAAGGGUGGCAGUGAGGAGAGCGGGUCCAGCAGCAGCCAGAGUUCAAUUGAUCUGGAGGAUGACGAGAGGGAUAUUCAGGAGAGAUCUUCAGAGGAGAGCAAUCUGAAGUUUGAUGAUGACAGGCUGUUGCAGCUUUCGAAGGAUGCAAUCUCCACUCAGGCUGAUUUGGUUGAGGAGACUAGGCAGCAUUUUAAAGUUCAGUCAAGAAUCAGUCAGAUUCCACUGAUCCACAGCUCAGCACAAAGCAUGGUUGGGGACCCUAUCCAUUGUGAAGGAGAUCUCAGCACUGAAAGAACAACAAACUGUCAUCGUGAAGGGAAAGCCCAAAAUAUGAAUUAUACAAAGGAGCAUGUUUACAAUCAUAGCUUUACAAAAUCUGACUAUGCAAAACAAAGUGACACUUUGAACCAUAUUGAAGACACUGUGAACAAUAAAAUGCCAAUCACAUCAAAGUCUAAAGUCAAGAACCAUGGAGGCUGCACUACACACCCUGAGAGUGACAUUACCCAUGAAACUAUAUGUGAUAUGAAUGAUGACCACGGUGAUGCUGUUGCAUGCUCUGGGGGGAUUUACAGAAAUGAGCUCCAGCAUGUACAAAAGAGAGAAGUGACAAUGAAGGAUUCCUCUGAUGAAGAAACCCAGGUUCAUCAAAAACUUUGUCGUGCUGAGCCCACAGAGUUGAAUAUCAACACUGCUGUGGGGGAAAUUCAGCUCUUUACAGCAGGAGUAAACCGUCCACUGUCAAAUGUGGAUUCAAAGACAGAUAAGAAGGAGGCAACAACCAGCAUGACCCAUGAACAAAGAGCGAAUAAUCAAACUAACCAGUCCUUCAAUCUUCGAGCACAUAAAGAACGAAGUAUUAUUAGUCGGAACAAGUCCAAAACAAAUCUGAAGUGCCCCUCACUUUCCACACAAGUCAAGGAUAAAACCAGGAAAAGUCCUGAGCUAAUAAUAAGUGGAGAGGCCACAGUCAAAAUAAAGUCAAAGCUAAUUCCUGUAAAAGGUGCUUAUCGUAGCACUGACACCCCAUCGCCACGAAAGAAGGUUAUUCAUUUUCCACAGAGCAGAAGAGCAAAUCUGGACAAGUCAAACAACAGCAGAGCUCAACCACCAGGGAGAGAGCUGAAGAGCGCAAGACAGCUGAAGAGACUCAGUGUAGCAGGGACAACAAGGUCUAAAUCUGCAGUGGACUUUAUCACCUACAAAGACAUGUUUCAGCAGAUACAGAGCAGGGAUGGAGGGCCAGCCAUGUAUGAGAUGUUUGCUGGUCCUAUCUACGAGAACCUGAGGGUUUCCAGCUCCUGUGAAAAAACAAAGGACAGACAAGUGCAGUCUGCGUCAUCUAGGAAGGUCCAACAGUCCCAGAAAGUCAAACAGAGACCCUUGACACAACCUCAAUGCAAAUUGAGGAGAAGCCCUGGAGAAACUAUGGUGAUUUCAACAAAGAGCAAACCAAGACUCGUGUCCUCCAGGGUGAAACCUCACCUCACAUCUCCAUCAAGGAAAGACAAUACAACUAAACUAGACACAAAGUUAGUUCUUUCUAAGCAUGGUGAGAUUUAUCACAAUAGUGCUCAAGAAAAGGCUCAUAUCUUAUCUACCAUUGGGGAGGCUCUUUCAAGAUAUGACACUGAAACAUUAAAACCUGAUGACAAAACCCUGACUAUGGCAACAACUUCAUCUAAUGCUAAAGACAGCCAUACGUCCAUGUCGCAAGAAACGACUGGGACUUCAUCAACAAGAAACCAAAGCCGACCUGUUCCCGUGUCUGUGUCACCUCAAAGCUCCCAGCAGCCAAAGAUCAACACAUGGACAUCUUCUAGCAGCAGCAGCAGCAACACUAUUAUGUCCCCAGUUUACCAGAAGUUUCUCAAUGAAGUUGGGGAUGGCCCGCUCACUGAUGACCUGCUGCAAUGUCUGGCUGAAGAGCUAAUCUCACUGGAUGAGAGGGAUGUCUCCAUAGCCUCAUGUUCAGAAAACCUUGAAUCCAAUAAAGAAGAGUCCAUCAGAGAAGAUCUUGCAACGGGAAGAAACAUGUUAUCCGAGGUUAUUUCACCAGACAAUGCAGCGUUGCUUGGCUCUGGGGGGGCUGUUGACUCCAUCACAUGGACAAAGGGUGAAGUGCUUGGCCGAGGAGCCUAUGGAACAGUGUUCUGUGGCCUGACCAGCCAGGGCAAGCUGAUAGCAGUGAAACAGGUCAGUCUGGACACCUCUGACCCUGAAGUGGCAAAGAGGGAGUACAGUCGUCUGCAGGGUGAAGUGGAUCUGCUUAAGGCCCUCAGCCACAUCAACAUCGUGGGCUUCCUGGGAACCCGUCUUUAUGAGCACAUAGUUUCUAUCUUCAUGGAGUAUAUUCCAGGAGGAUCCAUCUCUAGCAUCCUUCACAGGUUUGGUCCUCUGCCCGAGCGAGUCUUAUCUCUCUACGCCCAUCAGAUCCUGGACGGAGUGGCCUACCUUCACCAGAACAGGGUGAUUCAUCGUGACUUAAAAGGAAACAAUGUAAUGCUGAUGCCCACUGGUGUCAUCAAGCUCAUAGACUUUGGGUGUGCACGACGUCUCAGCUGCCUGAACCACACUGCAAGUAAUAGUGGGGACCUGCUAAAGUCUGUCCAUGGCACACCUUACUGGAUGGCACCAGAGGUUAUCAAUGAUACGGGAUAUGGAAGGAAGUCAGAUAUAUGGAGUGUCGGUUGCACAGUGUUUGAAAUGGCCACAGGGAAACCACCACUGGCACACAUGGACAAGAUGGCUGCCUUGUUCUACAUUGGAGCUGAAAGGGGGCUGAUGCCGUCCUUACCGGAUGGGUUCUCGGAUAAUGCCAAGGAUUUUGUAAAAAUCAGCUUGACAAGUGACCAGAGACUACGGCCAUCUGCAGACGAGCUCCUGACACAUCCAUUCAUCCCAAAAAAUGAGACUGGAGUGAAGUGCUGUGGUCACCCACAGGGACACUGUGGUUAACAUGGAGUUACACUAAAACAAAACAUAGCUCAGUGGGAAGUUUUUUUGUGAUCCUUGAAGGGCCACCUAUCCCUACUGAUGCGGCAUGCAUGACAUUUACUCAUAGAUUUGGGGUUUUCUUAAGCAAUCUUAUGAAUGUGCCAAUCUAAUGAAUACCAUCAUUUUACAUUAUAUACAUUUAACUCAAGUCUCUGUUUUGCAUAUUUAGGUUCUUGUAGAAUCUAAUCAUUGCUGAAGGAUUUGUUAAAUUACAAACCAAUUUCCAUAAAAUUAAUUUCACAGUGUUGUGAAUGUUUAGUAGCACUUCUGUUAAGUUUACUCUGAGUAUUAUAAUAUGCGAGUAAUAAUUGUGCUUGUGUGGCGAGAACUUUUC